Messenger RNA from Eriocheir sinensis (Chinese mitten crab), 3752 nucleotides. RefSeq lists its product as uncharacterized. The record is from RefSeq and is a predicted model, not a curated record. Gene Ontology annotation, biological process: mitotic cell cycle phase transition; regulation of cyclin-dependent protein serine/threonine kinase activity. The transcript is spliced from 9 exons. NCBI's taxonomy places the organism in Eukaryota, Metazoa, Arthropoda, Malacostraca, Decapoda, Varunidae. Gene Ontology annotation, cellular component: cytoplasm; nucleus; centrosome. Gene Ontology annotation, molecular function: cyclin-dependent protein serine/threonine kinase regulator activity. Bases 340 to 2154 code for a protein of 604 amino acids.
CAGUGCUUCGGGUCAAACAGCAGCAGCUCGGGGCCCAGGCUGAUGCCCUCCUGUCAGUGGCAGGUGGGUCGCAGCACAGGACGGGGAGCUUCGGCAGGGAACGAAAGCACACCCGAACCGUGCCCCAUGUCCACACCCCCGGUUGUGACCCCGCCUCAUGAGCUGCCCUCCAUGCCUGCUCGAUUCUGGCCGCGACCCCUCCGUGCCGGACGCUUGAGCUGGGUGAGGAAUCGUCAACGUCUCCGAGCCUGUCCACCAAACAGAGGGUUGCUGACGGUGACGCGCCCAGUGUGAACUUCCGAGGUCCUUCGUGAGUCAGACUGCAGGUAUCACUUCGCCAUGGCCUCUGGCUGGGUGUGGCAGGGCACAUCGGAGGCCCCAACUCACUGCGUGUUUCACUACCCCAGCGCCCCCCCUGUACCAGUGCCUCCCCCGCCGUGCUUCCCUUAUGCCUCCAGUGAAAACAGGUACAGCUUCUCAGCGUCGUACGGAUUUGCUUCGGUGGCUCCUUCAUAUCCUAUGUUCUCGACACAGUGCGUCAGAGUGACGUUUGUAAGCAAGCCAAGAGUGCUCUGUGAACAAUCCCAAGCUGAUGAAUCUUCUGCAACUACUAAAUUUGUGGCCCCAGCCGAGCCGACGGGGCUAGGCACAGGCUCACUAUCGGCGUCAGGGACAGGACCAGGCUCAUUAUCAUCCGGACCACCAGGCCCAGCCCCGUGCCCUUCACGACCCCCAGCUUCGGAACAAACUGUGAUCCUCGUCCCUUCGUCUGCAUCUGCCUCGAUGCCUGCUAUUAAACUGCCUGAACGAGAACACCAUAAAGGAGAUGGCAAGCACUGCUACACUUACGCCAAACGACGGUGUCGCCCUCGCCCCAGGCCGAGACAAAGCCAGGAAAUCUUAGCAGAGGAAACAGUCCGAGUGCCACAAGCCCUGCCUGGCGUGGGCCAGUGCGGGGUGCAGGAGUGUGUCGUGCCGGCCCGGUGGGUGGUGCUGACGCGGCCCCGGCGGGUGACCAAGCGGGUGGGCGGCGUCAAGACUCCCCACCCAUACCAGAGGCGGCGGAAGAGCCUCAUUCAGCGGCACCUGCUGCAGAUACCAGGCGACCGUCAACUCUGCAAAACUCUGAACCUCAAGACCCGGCAGCACCACUACGCCAUCCUCGCCGCCGACUACGAGGAAGACGUGAUGACGUACCUGCUGGAGGUGGAGCGGCGGCACCAGCGGCGCUACAACUACCUGACGGCCCACCCGUCGGUGAGCCAGCGGACGCGCGCCAUCCUGGUGGACUGGCUCAUCCAAGUACAGAGUUACCUGGGCGUGUCGUGCGAGACGCUCUACCAGUCCGUGGUCCUGAUGGACCGAGUGCUGGAGGCGUGCUCUAUCCCGGUGCCGUGCGUGCAGCUCCUGGCUGUCACCUGCCUCCUCAUUGCUUCCAAACUCGAGGAGCAGCAGCCCGUGGAGACCUCCGAGCUGCUGCACCUCACCCUCAACUCGUACAGCCACGGCGAGCUGCUGGCCAUGGAGCGGCGCGUGCUGCAGGUGCUCCGCUUCCGGCUAACCUACGCUGAACCGACGGUCUUCCUCGGCUACUUCCUCCAUCUGACCUGCAACACACAUGACCAAACGAUUACGGAUUGCUGUGACUUCCUGAUGGAGGUGGUGCUGGUGGAGUCCUGGCCCCUGGAGACUCGCCCGUCCCUCCUGGCCGCCGCAGCUCUGCACGGGGCCCUCAUGAUCAUUCACGGCGCCUUGGCCGCGUCAGCUGUUCCUCUGCUCAUGCCUAAGUACUUCAGCCUUGCGGAGGAGGCGAUCGUGGCCACCAGUCUACGGCUGCUGGAGGCCCUUUCCAAUCGCUUCCACCUGCCGUUCCAGGGCGCCGAGAAUAAGUACGCCAGCCAGUCCCGGCACCACGCCCUGGCACGCCACCCGCGCCUCCAGCCAGUCUACCUGUUGACUGUGGUGGACAAGGUGCGGGCCACCCUCAUCUACCUGCGCGGAGAGAACACGGUGAUAAGGAGCAGUCAGCACACUCCCGCCGAAGGCCCUGCAGCCCUGUACCAGCAACACGCCGUACCUCUCCCAGGCGGCGACGGCCUGCGUCACCUGGAUGCCGCAGUCACCGGAGAACAAGUGUUGGUGGGCCGCGAGUAGCGGGAAGGGUUGGUGCUGCUGGGCCUGGAGGAGGGGUGAAGGUGGCGUGUGGCCUGGCGACGACCCAGGAGCCACAAGGAAGAUGAGUAGGUUUGUCUUGCACAGGAUACCGAGUGGGCUGCACAAGGCACGCUUUCUUGCUUGCUAAUGAGACAGUCCUAUAGUAUCCUUGUUAAACCUUUUGCAGGGAGCCCUGAACCAAGGCGACGGUGAGGCACAAGUCUUGAGACGUAUUGGGGGCAGCGAUGCCACGAUGAGCAAAAGCAUUCAUCUGCACAAUUGUUAUGGUUUCCGGUGCAUCGGGUAAUCAGGCUGGUGGGUUAGCCCUUGUAUGGCGUGGCGGGGAUCAUCAUGAUCAUCAGUGCUGGUGGUGGACGUUGACGUGGACAAGAUAAAUACACUCCAGCAAGCAGCAGCCACUCGCCGCCAAGCAAAUGAUCAAUGUAGUGGUUGGAGUUUUGAGGAAUAUAAUUUGAAGACAUUGGAGUCUCCAAUGUUGUCAAAGUAUAUCUCGUUUCCAGCUACCUGGUGUUUUGGUCCUGCCAUGGAGGCGAGCCUUGUCCUCGUGACGCUGGGAACACCGACGCCAUGCAGGGCCAAGGGAGGGAAGUACUUGCAGUAAUCGUCAGUCAUUCCCUCUGUACUUAAUAGAGUAGUUUUAAUGAUGAUAAUGCUACUACUACUACUACUACUACUACUAGAUAAAUAAUAAUAAUAAUAGAUAAAUAAUAAUAGAUAAAAUAGUUUGGAUUGAAGUGGUGAUAUAAACUACUGCAAAAAUUGCUGCCUCGUAUACGUUCGUUGGAUUAUAACAAUGUUAUUUGUUAUAUGAUAUUUUGGUUUAUUAUUGCGCUCUCGCUUUUACUUGACUUGUUUCUCGAAAUCCGAUCAGAGGGCAGGCGUGUGUCACUCCCCGGGUGGCGGGCGGCGCCCCGCCCCGUGCAGGAACGUUAAUUGGCUCUUUGUGUUUAGGUGACUAAGAACGUUUGAUGGUUUGAAAGUUCCUCAUUAGUUUGAAGAUUCGGGUGAGUUUUAGUUGUCUCUUCUCAUUGAUUUUCUCCCCCUUGUUCCUGCGCGGCCCCAGACACGCCCCUGCCGCGGCGGCUCGUCGAGACAUUGGUGCGGUGCGGUGCGGUGCGGUGUGUUGCCGAGGCCACGGACGGCGGGUUGCCUCCUGGAGCUGCCUGGCGUAGUUAAUGAAUGUUGAUCUGUUGUCAUCAUUCACUUCGUAGUUUUUAUGAGGUUCAUUACAUUACGCAUUCCAUCUCAUCAAAUUUUCUUGGUGGUUUACUGGAAGUGUUCACAGUCAUAGUGCAUCAGUGGUGCUGUCACUGUAAGCCAACUCCACAUAAAUUGGUGAUUUAUUAGACGUUAUUUUGCUUCAGAAUAUUUCAUGUAAUUCCACUAGUCUUUCUAGUCAUACUUUUACAUGAAUUUAUAACCUUUUUGAUUUAUAACCUUUUUGAAGUAUAUAUAAAGUUGAGUUUGGCUUAAUUACAGUAACCAUUUUGUGGGGUGGAAAGGCAUCUUUAGAAAUUUAGCUCUUAUUUAACCACUGGAGGUAUAAAUGUAACUCGUUAAUAAACAAAUCUCAAUUG